Phycodurus eques (leafy seadragon) is the source of this 3502-nucleotide messenger RNA. RefSeq names its product intraflagellar transport 70 (gene ift70). Gene Ontology annotation, biological process: intraciliary transport. The record is from RefSeq and is a predicted model, not a curated record. Lineage: Eukaryota; Metazoa; Chordata; Actinopteri; Syngnathiformes; Syngnathidae. The transcript has 19 exons. Bases 138 to 2096 code for a protein of 652 amino acids. Gene Ontology annotation, cellular component: intraciliary transport particle B; axonemal microtubule. Gene Ontology annotation, molecular function: protein binding; intraciliary transport particle B binding.
GGUUGCUAGGUAACACAAGUCAGCUUGCUCUGUGCGAGCACGCCAGCUAGCUAACUGGCUAGUUAGCGUCGCUUGUUUUUUGGGAAUUUGGCAGAUUCGGUCUCAUUUGGAGCUGUGAAAUCUACACGUUUGGCAUCAUGAUGACGAUAAAAGACGGGGAGUAUACUGCUACUAUCUAUAAACUGAUUAAGGACAGCCAGUAUGUUGAGGCCAUUCACAUUCUCAACAGCCAACUUCAAAAGCACACCAGGUCUCGGGCGGCGCUGUCCCUGCUGGGCUUCUGCUACUACCACGUCCAGGACUUCAGCGGCGCGGCCGAGUGCUACGAGCAGCUGACGCAGCUGCACCCCGAGGUGGAGGAGUACCGGCUGUACUACGCUCAGAGUCUGUACAAGGCGGGCGCCUAUGCCGAGGCCACCAAGGCUUCCUUCGCCCUGGAUACGCCCAGCAGCCAAACCAAGAUGAUCAAACUGCAAGCCUCCAUCAAAUAUUUUGAGGAGAAUUACUCUGCUGCCAAAUCUCUGGUGGAGCAGCUUCCCCCGGAGGACACUGACUACGUGUACAACAUGGGCUGCCUGCUCUACCAGGAUGCCAAGUACGAGGACGCCUGCAAGAAGUUCACAUCGGCCAUGCAGGUGCUGGGAUAUGUGCCUGCUCUGUCAUACAAUAUCGCGCUAUGCUACUACAGGCUCAGCAACUACGCGCAGGCCCUCAAAUACAUCGGUGAGAUCAUCGAGCGAGGCAUCCGGGAGCAUCCAGAGCUGAGCGUCGGCCUGACGACGGAGGGCAUCGACGUGCGCAGCGUGGGCAACACGCUGGUGCUGCAUCAGACUGCCCUGGUGGAAGCCUUCAACCUCAAGGCUGCCAUCGAGUACCAGCUGAAGAACUUAAAAGGAGCUCAGGAGGCUUUGACGGACAUGCCGCCGAGAUCAGAGGAGGUAACCGAGAAUGAGUUGGACACGGUGACACUGCACAACCAGGCUCUGCUUAACAUGGACACCAAGCCCUCGCAAGGCUUUGAGAAGUUGGCCUUCCUGCUGCAGCAGCCGUCCUUCCCGCCCGUCACCUUUGGUAACUUGCUGCUGCUCUACUGCAAACAUGAGUAUUUUGAUUUGGCAGCUGACGUCCUGGCAGAAAAUGCACACCUCACCUACAAAUUGCUUUCUCCAUAUGAGUACGAGUUUCUUGAUGCCUUGCUGACCUGCCAGACGGCACCAGAGGAGGCAUUCAGGAAAUUUGAUGACAUGAUCGGCAAAAUGACAGAGAAGUUGCGCAAGCUGGCCAAGCAGCUGCAAGAGGCCAAGACGGCUCGAGACGAUGACGGGCAGAAGAAAGCCCUCCAGGAGUAUGACACCAUGCAGGAGAAGUACAUCGUGGUCCUGAUGGCCCAAGCCAAGAUCUACUGGAAUCGUGAAAACUUUGCGAUGGUGGAGAAGAUCUUCCACAAGUCCAUGGAGGUGUGCAAUGAGGACGACACGUGGAAGCUGAACGUGGCCCAUGUGCUCUUCAUGCAGAACAAGUACAAGGAGGCCAUCAGCUUGUACGAGCCCAUCGUCAAGAAGCACUACGACGACAUCUUGAAUGUGAGCGCUGUGGUCCUGGCCAACUUGUGCGUGUCCUACAUCAUGAACAGCCAAAAUGAAGAGGCCGAGGAGCUAAUGAGGAAGAUCGAGAAGGAGGAGGAGCAGAUCUCCUAUGACGACCCAGACAAGAAAGUCUUCCACCUGUGCAUCGUCAACCUGGUCAUCGGCACGUUGUACUGCGCCAAGGGCAACUACAAUUUUGGCAUCUCUCGUGUCAUUAAGAGCCUGGAGCCUUACAACAAGAAGCUGGGCACGGACACGUGGUUUUACGCCAAGCGCUGUUUCCUGUCCCUGCUGGAGAACAUGUCCAAGCACAUCAUCACACUGAAGGGGGUGGUGGUCCAGGAGUGCAUUCAGUUCUUGGAGAACUGUGAAGAGUACGGACGGGAGGUGCCCGCCAUCAUCGAGCAGCCGCUGGAGGAAUCUCCCGUCCAAAUGGGCAAGAACACGGUCACCUACGAGGCCCGGCUACUCAAGGCCCUCUUCUACAAAGUCACCAGCUGGAAUGAGUGAAGACCCAACCAAAGACAACACCACAGACUCUUUUAGUGGACUACUUCCUUUUAUUUGGAACAAAGAACAAAAGUCAAGGAAAAAAAUGUGGCAAGGUUUUGCGGGCCAAAAUAAGUGUUGGAUGUGCCCCCGCUGGCCUUGAGUUUGACACCCUUAACCUAGCUGUUAUUUAUAUAACGUGUUUGUUGGUAUGUUAGCAAGCUGGUCCACAAAGAACACAUACAGUAAAGUGCCGGUGGGCAUCCAGGAACAGUUUCGAUGAAAAAGGCCUUGGCCGAGCUCUUGCUCUACUGAGGGGACGUUCUAGACUUAAAAAGUGUUGGUUGUCAUUCUUGUGGAUUUAGAGUUCAAGCUUUAUUUAUAUAUUAAAAAAAAAAAAAAAAAAAAGCAGGCAGGAAUAAAGUUUCCAUUUUGGAGCCACGGUGGGUGGGUUCGUGUGGAGUAGGGGAAAAGGGGGACUUCACGAAAGGGGUCUCUUGGUUAUGUCCUGCUCCGUCAGGUAGAAGUUUAAAUAUCCUCCCAGGGCGCCCACCGCCACAGCCGUCAUGUGACUGGAGCAGCCAUCUUAAAACAAGAAACGUACAUUAUGGGAUACAAUGGAUGACAAUAUCCACUCGCAAACCACCUUAAAUUGUAUAUGUACAGAAUAAGUCAAGGACCAUUACAAAAAAAAAAAAAACAGUCAGGAACAAGCCAAGAACUAUGUCAAAGAACACUCUAGAAAUUGCCAUGAACCACAUCUAAAAGAGUCAAAGCACAUGUUAAGAACCAGUCAAAAACUAGUUAAAAAGAAAAACACUUCAGAACUAGUCCGAAAAACAGUAAAAAGUCAACAACUAUGUCAAAGAAUCUUCAGGAACAAGUAAACUAGAUCCAACAAACAGUUUCAAGAACUUGUCAAAGAACUAUGUCAAGAAACGCCAAGAACAAGUCAAGAACCAGGUCCAAAAUUAAAAUCAAGAACCACAUAAAAACCCUAGUUAAGAAACAGUCUAGAACUACAUGAAGAUACAGUCAAGCGCCAAUGAAUUACAGGUCAAGCAUUAGUCAAGAAGCACAUCUAAGAACAAAAGUCAAGUCAAAACUGUCGACAUGGUUCUUGAUAGUUUUUUACUUGUAUUUGUCGUGGAUCUGGACUGGUUGUCUUUUUGACUGUGUGUUAACUGUUUUUCCUUGUUUUUGCCAGAGUUUUUGGAGUGGUUCUUGACUGGUUCAGGACUGCUUCUUAACUUGGAGUUUGACUGGUUCUUGACAGUUCUGUCCUUGUUUCUGGCAUGGUUCUUCACUGUUUUUUUUGACUGGUUGUUCAUGUUUUGUUCAUUGUUUUUGUAUGACAGACUAGCAACAACUCCAGUUCAGUUGUUUUCAGUUUUUGUUCCUGAAUAAAUUUGUAUCGACUUUCAAAA